Chara braunii is the source of this 1609-nucleotide messenger RNA. The record is from the annotation of a GenBank genome assembly. NCBI's taxonomy places the organism in Eukaryota, Viridiplantae, Streptophyta, Charophyceae, Charales, Characeae.
CGUGAGGUGAUGCCGAUGGCGAUGGUUGUGGUGCUCGGGAGGAAGGUUGCACCAUGGAUGGGCCUGGUCCCCCCGUGGGAACCCAAUUUCCCUUGGGUUGUCUACGCUGAGGAGAGCGUGGGGGGGCGGCCCUCCUCCCCGCCCCUUUCAAAAAUAUAGUCUGGGGGAAUUUUUUUUUUUCCCCUAUUGACUAGUGUGUCAGUCCACAUUGGGAUUUGGAGCUGCAUGCUUGUCUGUUCCCUAUCCCCUUGUCCCACCCCUAGUUCUCCCCUCCCCCCUGACGGCCUAAGGACACUGUCGAUAGUAGUCACUGCAGUUCCCUGCAGCAACUCAUGUCAGCAGGUCAGCGACCUGUGGUACUUCCUCGACGCAGUCCUCGGAUAGCAGCUCUUCUCGGCAGACAACAGCAGACGGCAGCACGCAUCCCGACAGCGACGGUACCAAGGAGGCGGCGAACGAUGGUUCUGCCAACGUUUCCAGUCCAAGGCGCUGAUGAGGCAUCCGACGUGUUCCUGCAGCGUGUCCAGGCCUUCAUGGACCUGGCCGCUGCCGAACAGGAGCGGAUUGCCGCUGCACAACGGCUGGCCAACGAGGCAGCCGUCCAGGUGCAGCGACAGCGAGAAGCAGCCGAAGCAGUGCAACAGCAACAGUGUGCUGCAAGCACACAGAUCCUACACAAUGAGGAGCAGCGUUUCAGCGAACUCCUCACGACUUUGUGCCAACUCAACGACACACUUACCAUGCGCCUGAGUACGGUUGAAGCGCAGGCCCAUGCACCAGCAGCUAAGCCAAUAGGUUCAGCAGCCAGCCAGCAAUGGGACCCGCGUGUAGCAGCAAUCGAAAGUGCAGCCGCCACCACCACUCAACGAAUUGAUCACAUCAUCAGCUUGAUUGGCGAGGUGGGCCAGUUCGAGGCUCCUACGACACUCACCAACCAAGUGACGACACUCAAAGUCGAGUUGGGUCAUCUGAAGUCGAGACCAGACAACGUCAAGGCGUACAAGAUGCCCAAGUUCAAUGUAGCCAAAUUUGACGAUUAUCACAAGACUGACGCAUUGGCUUGGUGGACUGCAUUCAAUACGGAGGCCGACGUGCAUCACGUUCCCCCCGAACAGCGCCUCAACGCGCUGUACCUCCAUCUGAUUGGUGGCAGCCAGGCCUUCAUGAACAAUUUGGCGUUACAAAAGGCCUAUAUGAUCGCAACACUGCACACCAAGAUUACUUGGGAAGAGUUUGAGCAGCUGUGGCAGACGCGAUUCAUGGUCCGGAACGUGAGAAAGACGGUUAUGAACGAGCUCUACCAUUGCAGCCAAGGCACGAUGCCUACCCGAGAAUGGUUGACGAAGUGGCAGAAGUUUGUCGCCACUCCGAAAUUCAAUCUCGAUCUCGAAGAUUUGAGAUCUGAGUUCUUCUCUCGGUCAUGCGACAGGUUGACCACGGGUCUCAACAACGAGUUGCAGUACGAGACCUUCGACGCAGUCAUAUCAAGAGUGAACAUUCUCAUACAAACGGACGCGAGCGGCUAAUGAAAGUCGUCAGCAACAGCCGGCCUAUGUGGCAAAGCCAGGAUUUGAGCGGCACAAUGUAAAUGCGAUCCUAACCGGAUCAC